Messenger RNA from Lodderomyces elongisporus, 3330 nucleotides. It is a transcript of the gene CAT8, whose product is annotated as DNA-binding transcription factor. The record is from RefSeq and is a predicted model, not a curated record. Gene Ontology annotation, molecular function: DNA binding; zinc ion binding; DNA-binding transcription factor activity, RNA polymerase II-specific. The transcript has a single exon. Lineage: Eukaryota; Fungi; Ascomycota; Pichiomycetes; Serinales; Debaryomycetaceae. Gene Ontology annotation, biological process: DNA-templated transcription; regulation of DNA-templated transcription. The coding region runs from base 1 to 3330 and encodes 1109 amino acids.
AUGUCUAGUAUAAGUGAAAGUCAAUUAAAUAACGAAGUUUCAACCCUCAAUAAUUCCAAUGAGGAAUAUGGUGUUCGAUCAACAGCCAAGAAAAUAAGGGCUCCAGGAAGCAGAAUAGUCAGGGUCGCACAAGCGUGUGAUAGAUGUCGAGCCAAAAAAACUAAAUGUGAUGGAGGUAACCCAUGUUCUACUUGCUCGGCAGUGGGGAUGAAAUGUAUCGUUUCCGAUAAACUCAGUAGAAAAGCAUUUCCAAAAGGAUAUACAGAGACCCUAGAAGAGCGGGUGAGACAUUUGGAAGCUGAGAAUAAAAAGCUAACGGGCCUUUUGGACUUGCGUGGAGAGCAGCUCGAGAUUCUUAAUACACAAGCAAGACUGUCUGUUGCAUCUGGAGCAAUCACUACUGAAUCCACCUCACAUAAUACAAAUAAUCAAGCGAGUAGUUUACCGAACAAUACUCAGGGUGAGAGAAUAACUGCAUCCAAUCUUCAUCUUCUUGAUCAACAAAAUGCUAUGCAUCUUCAUAUGCACGAUCACGAGAACGGGUGCUCAUGCGGUUGUGCACUUCCCAAUGCUGUCCAUGACCGACCAGUAUCAGUCGCGGGUUCCUUAUAUGGUGCAGGACCCGUUUCCAUUGCGAGUUCCGUUAGAUUGAGCGAUGAUGAGUAUGAUUAUGAUCAUAGUGGCUAUAAUGGUCAUAAUUUCAAUGAUGAUGAUGAUGAUGAUGAUUACGAUUACGAUGAUGACUAUAACAGCUUGGCAAGUGUAGACGAUAUGCCACAUCGCUUUGCUCCAAACCAAAAAUAUGAACAUAAACAGGAACACGAACAUGAACAUGAACAUGAACAUGAACAUGGCAAAGUACGAAUAAGAAAUCAUUUUGCAUCAAAUUCUACAAAUAAAGAAGCUAGUCCAGCACCAGGUGCGUUUGCCGCAGCAACCGCUAUUGCACAAAUGCAAAUGAACAAGUCUUUUCAGCAACAACAACAGAAACUUGAAAGAGAGACGAACAAGCAACGCAUGUUGACAUCUUUGGUGGCAACUUCGAUGCCUCGCAGUACCGAGGAAACGCUUUGUGUUCCAACGCUUUUAGCGCGGGUAUGCCAAGCUUAUGGUUAUGACUCGCAACCAUCGAUAUUAGCAGCAAAUACUUUAGCAUCUUUGAAAGAGCAAAAUGGAACUGUUAAUUUAGUGUCCACGGAUCUAGAUAUUCAGGAAAGGCUUUUCAAAAUGAUUAUGAAUCGAGAUAAAAUUAGUAGUUUACCUGAUGCCGAGGCAAUUGUGUUUUUAAGGGAGCUAAUUGGAUUCCCUGUAUCAAGGCUAGACUUUGAUCAGCUUUUGACGAUUUAUUUUCAAAGUUGGGGUAACACAUUGCCUAUACUUGACAAGACGCAUUUUCUCGGUAAUUAUGUGAAUAUAUUGCACAUUCUAGAGUUUGGAAUUAUACCAAGCGAUUUGAAAAAAGGUAGCUUUGAGCUGAUUGAAAAAGUUGGUGCUCUACUAGUCUUAGCCUUGAGUUUAGGUUUUUUGGCAAAUAAGAAUAACUACCUCGUUCAUGAUAACGCUAACUUUUAUAUUUCACUAAUGAAACGCUAUGACCAUUUGAUCCAUGAGUUCAUCAAGCCCAAUUGCCUCAUUACCAAAAUAUGUUCAAUUCAAUCGUUGCAGAUCUUAUCUUUGGCACUUCAAUACUGUCUUGCAAUUGGUGACUUGUCCACUUGCUACGAAUUGAGAGGCAGAGUUAUCAGCAUGGCUCAACAAUUACGAUUGCACAGGUGUCCCGCUGCAGUUUUGGCUGUCAAUACAAGUAACGAGGGAAAUUUCACUUUACAAAAUUUCAUGCAAGCAGAGAGAAGAAUCUUGUUUUGGUGUGUUUAUUGCCUUGAUACAUACUCAUCGUUAAAUUUGGGUGUGCCUCGACUAAUGAAAGAUUUUGAGAUUGAAUGUGCUAUGCCAUUCUCUGGAAAGCAUAGUGACAUUGACAAGGAAGGUGAUGAAGUUGACCUUAACAACGAUAAACAAAAUCAUGAUCAUAAUCAUAAUCAUAAUCAUAAUAAUAAUAAUAGUAAUGAUGACAAUGACAAUGACAAUGAUAAUGUGAACAUCUUGAUCAUUAAUAAUACCAAACUUUCGAUUGUUGGAAAAGUGUCAAGAAUGGCACUUAGUGUGAUGUUGUUUUGUAAAGUUUUGGCCAAUAUUUUGGAUUCCAUCUACUCAAGAUUCAAUCAUAGUGAUACCUUACACAAAGAUAGGAUGCUUGAAUCUUGGCGAAGAGAAUUACCUGCUGACUUCCGAUUCGAAUUGGAUACCAAUGGUCUCACGCUCAAAUUGCCAGAGAACUUGCACAUAGAUGGCCAAUUGUGGGACCAUUUAACCUCGCAGCAAUUAACCUUGGUUUAUUUAUAUUAUCAUGCCAAAAUUUUGAUCCAUUUACCAAUUAUCUCAAAACACGGCAACCACCACAAUGUUGGAUUAUCACAAAAAGAGCAAUUAAUGAAAGGAGAAAGUGAUGCCGCCAGUAUAGUUGCCACCAUGAGCGUAAUUCAACAGUCGUCACACCAGAUCCUUGAAGUGAUUAAAGCCUACACUAAAAAGGUUUCUUCACCUAUAUUACCUAUCCCAAUCAAUGUGGCACGCGAACAAGCCUUAUUAACACUCCUUGUAGCAAAAGGAACAUUGGACUAUAUUAAAGGUGGGCAUUUGUAUAACAGUCUGAAACAGUUGGUGUUGGACUCGGUCGCUGGGUUAGCAGGUGAAGCCAAGUUUAUCUUGCCUGGAACUUUAACUCGAAAUGCAUGUAAGCUUUUGGAGUUAACCACGCUUAGCAUUCUUGGAGUUAAUUUGAACAAAUUUCAGAAUGGAUUGAAGAAGAAGACGACGGCAUUGGGUACUCCAAUAUCCAAACCAGCUGUUAAGAGAGAGCCGAAGCUGUUAAGAUCUAAAGAAAAUGUUUCGUUAAAUUUUUCCGGCCCCAAAUUGGUCAACAAUAAUAGCUUCAAUAAGAAUCACAAUAGUAACAAUACUAUGAAACAAGAAGAGGUCAUCAUCAGUGCCAUAAACCAGCCAAGCACAAAUAGUUCAGCAGAAAACCAAAUAGGUGUCAAUAUGGAACUACUGGAUCAAACUUUAAAUCUUGAUGAUAUGGAUAGUUUGGAGAGUCUUCUUAGAUUUGAUCCAUUUAGCAUCACUCCAAACAACCAAAUGUAUAUGAAUGAAUAUGUCACUGAUGGUUCGUUGGGGUUGGUGCCAUUUUUAGAGAUGCCAGGUCCCGAAGUCUUUGAUUCGAAUCCGAACCUGGAGCAAACUUCUUUUCAAAAUUAUAGCAACCUAUAG